Molecule: messenger RNA, 1243 nt
Organism: Neltuma alba
Lineage: Eukaryota; Viridiplantae; Streptophyta; Magnoliopsida; Fabales; Fabaceae
Product: ethylene-responsive transcription factor SHINE 2
Exons: 2
Coding region: 362-919 (185 amino acids)
Biological process (GO): regulation of DNA-templated transcription
Molecular function (GO): DNA-binding transcription factor activity; DNA binding
Source: RefSeq, a predicted model, not a curated record
AGAAGCAAUUAUUUGUUCAGCAAAAUGCGAGAAGGUCCCCCAAAGCUGGUUGCUCAUUUAUUUGAGUUGUUAAGAAAGCAAGGCAGAGAGAGUUUAUGAGAGUGUGAAGCAGGUGAAACUUUUAUUGCUCAUUCAUUCACUGUUUCGAUCCCUCUCUUUCCAACCCAUCCACCGACAAUUUAUACACACAGGCUCUUCAUCUCAGCUCAGCACUCACCCACAGCCUAAUCACUUUGCCAUAUUUGAUGACAUUGUUGAUUGUACCCUCAACCCCCCCACUUAUUCCCUUUCUGCUUCUCUGCUCCCUAGCUUCUUUCCCCCUCCUCUCUCUCUCUCUCUCUCUCUCUCUCCACAAAAGGAUAUGGCAAAAGCAAACAAGUUCAGAGGUGUGAGGCAGCGCCAGUGGGGCUCCUGGGUGUCAGAAAUUCGCCAUCCAUUACUGAAGAGACGUGUAUGGCUGGGGACUUUUGAGACGGCGGAGGCGGCGGCUAAGGCAUACGAUCAGGCCGCCAUCUUGAUGAAUGGCCAAAGUGCAAAGACGAAUUUCCCCACUUCAAUGUAUCAGCCACAAGACAACCCUGCUUCUUUAUCUCCCAAGGGUCUUUCAGAUCUCCUCAGCACCAAGCUUAAGAAGUGCUGCAAAGCCCCGUCUCCUUCUCUCACUUGUCUGAGGCUUGACGCUGACAAUUCUCACAUCGGCGUGUGGCAGAGAGGAGCCGGACCACGUUCUGACUCUAACUGGGUCGUCAGGGUGGAGCUCGGCGGCAACAAGGAUCAGGCCAAGGACGAGUCCGAUCCGUCGGUGAUCAGGUCGUCGGUGCCGGAGACCGGUGAACAAGCAGGUAACCCGGUGGUGGAUGAAGAAGACAGGGUCGCAAUGCAGAUGAUCGAAGAGCUGCUUAACUGGAACUCUCCUUGAAAUUCGACUGCUUCUCAUGAAUGGCAAGCUAGCAGCCUUCCAUAUCACCAGAGUUCUUCCAUAUAGGAUUUGUUUGUCCACUUUCUGCAGUGUCUCGUUUAAAAUAUAGUUCCGUUUAGCUAUAUUCUUUUAUGCCCUAACUGGAUUAUUUAAGACUAAAUUGAAAGGGAAGAAACAAAAAUAAAGUACAAGGUACUCAAUAUAAUAAUAAUUAAGCCGAGAUGUUAUUUAGUGCUUGGUUAUAAUGGCUGCAGUUUGACGACUGUAUAUCUGGAAGCAUCUGUGCAUAUAUGUAGAACAACUUAAUGAAUCUGCCAUUGAUAC